ACCGAGCGCCUGGAGYUGAACGGCAACAACAUCACGCGCAUCAACAGGAACGACUUCUCCGGGCUGAAGCAGCUGCGCGUCCUGCAGCUGAUGGAGAACCAGAUCAGCACGGUGGAGCGCGGCGCCUUCGACGACAUGAAGGAGCUGGAGCGGCUGCGGCUGAACCGCAACCAGCUGCACACGCUGCCGGAGCUGCUCUUCCAAAACAACCAGGCGCUGUCGCGGCUGGACCUGAGCGAGAACUUCAUCCAGGCCAUUCCCAGGAAAGCUUUCCGCGGGGCCACUGACCUCAAGAACCUGCAACUGGACAAGAACCAGAUCAGCUGCAUCGAGGAGGGGGCCUUCCGUGCCCUGCGGGGGCUGGAGGUGCUGACCCUGAAUAACAACAACAUCACUUCCAUCCCCGUGUCCAGCUUCAACCACAUGCCCAAGCUGCGGACAUUCCGCCUGCACUCCAACCACCUCUUCUGCGACUGCCACCUGGCCUGGCUCUCGCAGUGGCUUCGCCAGCGCCCAACCAUCGGGCUCUUCACGCAGUGCGCCGGGCCCGCCCAGCUCCGCGGCCUCAACGUGGCCGAGAUCCAGAAGAACGAGUUCAGCUGCUCCGGACAAGYGGACAGCGCGCGCGCCCAGCUCUGCAGCCUGUCCUCCGGCUCCUGCCCGGCCAUGUGCACCUGCAGCAACGGCAUCGUCGACUGCCGCGGCAAGGGGCUCACGGCCAUCCCCGCCAACCUGCCCGAGACCAUGACGGAGAUACGCCUGGAGCUGAACGGCAUCAAGUCCAUCCCCCCUGGCGCCUUCUCCCCGUACAAGAAGCUGCGGCGGAUAGACCUGAGCAACAACCAGAUCUCGGAGAUCGCGCCCGACGCCUUCCAGGGGCUGCGCUCGCUCAACUCACUGGUGCUGUACGGCAACAAGAUCAUGGAGCUGCCCAAGGGCGUCUUCGGGGGCCUCUUCGCCCUGCAGCUGCUGCUGCUCAAUGCCAACAAGAUCAACUGCGUGCGGGCGGACGCCUUCCAGGACCUGCAGAACCUCUCGUUGCUCUCGCUCUACGACAACAAGAUCCAGAGCUUGGCCAAGGGCACCUUUGCCUCCCUGCGGGCCAUUCAGACGCUGCACCUGGCCCAAAACCCCUUCGUCUGCGACUGCAACCUCAAGUGGCUGGCGGAUUUCCUGCGCGCCAACCCCGUGGAGACCAGCGGCGCCCGCUGCGCCAGCCCCCGCCGCCUGGCCAACAAGCGCAUCGGCCAGAUCAAGAGCAAGAAGUUCCGCUGCUCGGCCAAAGAACAGUAUUUCAUCCCAGGCACGGAGGACUACCAGCUGAACAGCGAGUGCAACAGCGACGUCGUCUGCCCCCCCAAGUGCCGCUGCGAGGCCGGCGUGGUCGAGUGCUCCAACCUGAAGCUCACCAAGAUCCCCGAGCGCAUCCCGCAGGCCACGGCCGAGCUGCGCCUGAACAACAACGAAAUCUCUGUCCUGGAGGCCACGGGCAUCUUCAAGAAGCUCCCACACCUGAAGAAAAUCAACCUCAGCAACAACAAGGUGUCAGAGAUCGAGGACGGGGCGUUCGAGGGCGCCGCGUCUGUCAGCGAGCUGCACCUGACCGUCAACCAGCUGGAGUCGGUGCGCAGCGGCAUGUUUCGGGGCCUGGACGGGCUGAGGACCCUGAUGCUGAGGAACAACCGCAUCAGUUGCAUCCACAACGACAGCUUCACGGGGCUGCGCAACGUGCGCCUGCUCUCGCUCUACGACAACCAGAUCAGCACCAUCGCGCCGGGCGCCUUCGACACGCUGCAGUCCCUCUCCACGCUAAACCUGCUCGCCAACCCCUUCAACUGCAACUGCCAGCUGGCCUGGCUCGGGGACUGGCUGCGCAAGAGGAAGAUCGUGACGGGGAACCCGCGCUGCCAGAACCCGCCCUUCCUCCGGCAGAUCCCGCUGCAGGAUGUGGCCUUCCCUGACUUCAGGUGUGAGGAAGGGCAGGAGGAGCCGGGCUGCAUCCCGCGGCCGCAGUGCCCUCAGGAGUGCACCUGCCUCGACACGGUCGUGCGCUGCAGCAACAAGCACCUCAAGGCGCUGCCCAAGGGCAUCCCCAAGAACGUCACGGAGCUCUACCUGGAUGGCAACCAGUUCACCCAGGUGCCCGGCCAGCUCUCCACCUUCAAGUACCUGCAGCUUGUCGACCUGAGCAACAACAGGAUCAGCUCCCUGAGCAACUCCUCCUUCACCAACAUGAGCCAGCUCACCACCCUGAUCCUCAGCUACAACUCCCUGCAGUGCAUCCCUCCGCUGGCCUUCGAGGGCCUCCGCUCCCUGCGGCUGCUGUCUCUCCAUGGCAAUGACAUCUCCAGCCUCCCCGAGGGCAUCUUCACAGACGUCACCUCCCUGUCCCACCUCGCCAUCGGGGCCAACCCGCUGUACUGCAGCUGCAACCUGCGCUGGCUCUCCAGCUGGGUCAAGACGGGCUACAAGGAGCCCGGAAUCGCCCGCUGCGCCGGGCCCCCUGACAUGGAGGGCAAACUGCUGCUCACCACCCCGGCCAAGAAGUUUGAGUGCCAAGGCCCGCCGGCCCUGAGCGUCCAGGCCAAGUGCAACCCCUGCCUCUCCAGCCCCUGCCGGAACCAGGGCACCUGCCACAACGACCCGCUCGGCACCUACCGCUGCGCCUGCCCCAGCGGCUACCAGGGCCGGGACUGYGAGGUGGCCCUUGACGCCUGCUCCAGCCAGCCCUGUGCCAACGGCGGCACCUGCGAGCCCCGGGAGGGCGAAGGAGGCGGCUUCAGGUGCCUGUGCACGGAGGGCUUCGAUGGCCCGAGCUGCGGCGCCGCCAGUGACCCCUGCCAGGAGCAUCGCUGUGAGAAUGGGGGCUCCUGCCAGCCCGCCGGCCACGGCUACACCUGCCUCUGUCCAGACCGCUACACAGGGGAUUUCUGCGAGCAGCCGCCGGAUUUCUGCUCGGCCGAGCUCAGCCCCUGCCAGCACGGCUCCAAGUGCAUCUCCACGAGGCAGGGCCCGCGGUGUGAAUGUGCCCCCGGCUACGUGGGCACCAACUGCAGCGAGGACUUCGACGACUGCCAGGACCACCGGUGCCAGAACAACGCGCGCUGCGUGGACGAGGUGAACGGCUACUCGUGCCUCUGCGCCGAGGGCUACAGCGGGCAGCUGUGCGAGAUGCCGCCCCGCGCCGCCGGGCAGCCCGGGCCCUGCGAGCGCRCCGAGUGCCAGAACGGCGCCCAGUGCGUGGAGCUGGGCGCCCGGGCGCUCUGCCAGUGCCUGCCCGGCUUCGGCGGCCCCAAGUGCGAGAAGCUGCUCAGCGUCAACUUCGUGGACCGCGACACGUACCUGCAGUUCACCGACCUGCAGGACUGGCCCCACGCCAACAUCACCCUGCAGGUCUCCACAGCGGAAGACAACGGCAUCCUGCUGUACAACGGGGACAGUGACCACAUGGCCGUGGAGCUGUACCAGGGCCACGUGAGGGUCAGCUACGACCCCGGCACCCACCCCAGCUCAGCCAUCUACAGUGCCGAGACCAUUAACGACGGGCAGUUCCACACCGUGGAGCUGGUGACCUUCGACCAGAUGGUGAACCUCUCCAUUGACGGCGGCAGCCCCAUGACCAUGGACAACUUUGGCAAGCACUACACCCUCAACAGCGAGGCGCCGCUCUACGUGGGAGGGAUGCCUGUGGACGUGAACUCGGCCGCCUUCCGCCUCUGGCAGCUGCUCAAUGGCACCAGCUUCCACGGCUGCAUCCGCAACCUUUACAUCAACAACGAGCUGCAGGACUUCACCAAGACGCGGAUGACGCCCGGGGUGGUGCCGGGCUGCGAGCCCUGCCGCAAGCUCUACUGCCUGCACGGCAUCUGCCAGCCCGCCGGCGCCCAGGGCCCCGUGUGCCACUGCGAGCCCGGCUGGGCCGGGCCCCACUGCGACCAGCCCCACGACAGCCCCUGCCAGGGGCACAAGUGCGCGCACGGGCUGUGCCUGCCCCUCGACGCCCUCUCCUACAGCUGCCAGUGCCACGAGGGCUACCAGGGCGCCCUGUGCAACCAGCCGGCCGAGCCGCCCGACCCCUGCCGCCGCCGGCCCUGCGUGCACGGCCGCUGCCAUGCUACGGGGCAGGACAGUGGCUGUGGCUUUGUUGGGCCCGUGGGGUUUGUGUGUGUCACUAUUGAAGACGCUGGUUUGUACUAG
Messenger RNA from Nothoprocta perdicaria, 4197 nucleotides. Its product is annotated as slit homolog 1 protein-like. The transcript has 37 exons. NCBI's taxonomy places the organism in Eukaryota, Metazoa, Chordata, Aves, Tinamiformes, Tinamidae. Gene Ontology annotation, biological process: negative chemotaxis; axon guidance. The annotation marks the transcript as partial. The record is from RefSeq and is a predicted model, not a curated record. Gene Ontology annotation, molecular function: Roundabout binding; heparin binding; calcium ion binding.